GAAGGUUCUGGAGAAAUCGAGCGAGCACCAACCUGCCCGCCCCAACCCUAGACGCCGUCGACCGCCGCCGUCCCCGACGUCGCCGCCGCCGCCGUCCACGACCUCCGCGAGGGAUGGCUCUUGGGCGGCUUGCCUCCAGGGUGCGCGGCUCGGCUCUGCAGGUGCGGGCUGCGGCUCCCCGCGCCUCGCCGCCGGCACCCUGCCCAUGCGUUCGUCCGAUGACCUACAGCAGCAAGCCCGUGCAGGGUGAGCAGCAGGGCAAGGGACCUUCAAGGCCAAUUGACCUCCUGCGUGAGUCCAAAUGGAGGAAUGCCAAGGACGAUGGCGCUGGCAUCCAUACCUCUGCUCCGCGUGUGCCUCAACCUGCGCCCCGCACAACCCCACUGGCCGGUGGUCAGCCCGUGUCCUGCAGGAGCAUAUCAUCGGAGGUCAGUUCUUUGCUCCCUUCCUCCCUCACUGAUGCGUAGAGGCAGUCCUCGCCUCUUUACAGGAGUGCUUUAGUCCCUGUCGGAUUUGUACUGGUCGCAUCUAGUUAGUCCCUGGAGACUGGAGUGUUGUAGUGAUUGCCAUGUUAGUCGACUUGAUUUCCUUUCUCUGA
Messenger RNA from Triticum aestivum (bread wheat), 598 nucleotides. RefSeq lists its product as uncharacterized. The transcript has 3 exons. The coding region runs from base 114 to 467 and encodes 117 amino acids. The record is from RefSeq and is a predicted model, not a curated record. Lineage: Eukaryota; Viridiplantae; Streptophyta; Magnoliopsida; Poales; Poaceae.